Messenger RNA from Phytophthora infestans T30-4, 1809 nucleotides. RefSeq lists its product as uncharacterized. Bases 1 to 795 code for a protein of 264 amino acids. NCBI's taxonomy places the organism in Eukaryota, Oomycota, Peronosporomycetes, Peronosporales, Peronosporaceae. The record is from RefSeq and is a predicted model, not a curated record. The transcript has 2 exons.
AUGCUGGCCCUCCGCCAACCGCUUGGCCGCACUCGUGGUGGCUGGAAGAGUGAUGUCAAUUUCGAAGUUUCUGAAGGCUAUGCAGUUUUUAAGCAGAAGUGUAUUGCAAAAUAUACCGCGCUCGUGGCGUCUCCUGAAGUAUCAAAAAAGCCUCUCGUACUACCAGACGACUUAUCCGUUUACUUGCGGCGUGCGAGGAACGAUACUCAAGCCAAGUUUAUCGAGCUGACGUCUGAUAACUUUUUGACAACACUUCAAUACCGAUGGAAACUACUCACAACCGAUGAUCUCCGCCACAUUGGAGACUUUCGCUUUGAGGCGUUCCUCUACGUCAAGCGGGCAGCUCAACCAGAGCAAUUUCACCGUGCUACCGCGGGUCGCAUUGCCAAUGCUCGAGUACAAAGGAUAGCGUACGAGACAGCCAAUGCAGUGCAGUUUGGAGCAAUCACCUCGCACCAUCUUGAUGUUGUGCAUGCAAGAAGGCCGGAGUCGACUCCAUUUGAAGUUCCUGAGGAUAACACAACUGCACAAGCAAUGGAAUUAGACCGACAGCGAGAGGCUCUGCAGCAGCAGGAAGCCGAUGAACAGGCCAUACCGGAUACAGCAAUUGUGAGCAUUAGGGUCAAUGGUUUAUGGAUGCCUCUGGAGGUCGACAUUCUGUCACUUCGGCGUGCAUUACGACUGCCGGACCACGAUAUAUUCUCUCGCGGUAUCUACCAUGAAUUCACACCCACUCAGCCAACCAAUGGAAUGAUGAAAGACGAGGACCAUGCCGAUGACGAGCCCAUGAGCUAGAAGAAAACGCCAGCUUAGUGCAGUACGAGAUGCAUGUAUCGAAUAAUAUUCAUCAUUACAAAAUUAAGCUACUCAUAGUCUGCACUUCUUCGAACUAGAUCGUCAAAAACUUGGUCUCUUAUUCCAGUAGCCAUGUAACCACAGUGACGAAAAGUGCCAAAACAACCUUUAUCUUCGAGACGCGUACACGCUCGCAUUGCAACAUCCAGAACCUGAUCUGGAUACAAUGGAAAAACGAGAUUAGCACGCCUUUGAAGCCAACGUUUUAGAAGGCCAAAGCACGGCUCUAUCGGGUUGAGCUGUGGGCAAUAGGGCGGUAAAAAUAUUAGUAUAGCUCCACACUGGUGUAUGGCUUCUUGGAGCUUUGGGUAGGCAUGGAUUUUGGCGUUAUCCAUCACAACAAUGGAGCGAGGAAGGGGCCACGGGUUCAAAGUUGGAAUAAUAUGCUCCACAAACGCCUCGUGGAACUUAUCUCGCGUGAAUGUUCCUUCAGUCCACUUCCAUGCAAAAAAUCCUCGCAUAUCAAGCGCGGCUAGAAUUGAUAGUCGCGUUCCUCUUCGGAACGGCAUUUUCGCAAUUGCUUGGGUAUUUCGUUUCGACCACCCAUAGCGUCGUUGAGAAUGGCGUCCGUCCUUAGCAGUCUCGUCUAGAAAUACGAGUUGCUCUGCAAAAGAAAAAAGUGGAAGAAGCUUGGCGCGGUAGGCUUCAAUUUCCGCAGGGACGGCUUCUCGGGCGGCCUUGGACAACACUUUUCGGCUGAGCUUGAGAUCAAAAUUGAGUACGCGACAAAUCGUCGCUGUCGAGACUGUAGUUAUUGCUGGAAAAUUCUUGACAAUGUGCUCACGUAGCUCUUCGAUGAAAAACGUGGGGUGAACUUGUACGUAAGCUUCGACAGCGGCAAGUACGUCAGGUGGCCAGCGUGUGCAGGUCUGACGAGGCUGUUUUUCAUUGACAAUGCCUUUCUGGAGGAACAGCGCGUACCAUCCGCGAAGGGUGCGCUGCUUAGGACCGAAU